AGUAUCGUGAGCUACGUAAUGCGCAUGGAAAAUCUGAUGGUGGAGAUAAAUGGAUUGAGGAGGUUGACAGUCGAGAUGGUCGAAAAUAUACAAUAAUGAAGAAAUUAGGUGAAAUCCUAGGAAAACCCGACACAGUGGCUGCAGAAAUUGUCGCUCAUCUUGGAGAACCUGAUCAAUUGACUACAAGUCUUAAUCAGGCAGAUCCUGUGGUAGCCUUGAUGCCUGGUCCAGUAAUUGGGAAUCAACCUGGCGUAACAACAAGUGGUGCUCAGGAAUAUUAUCUUGUGUAUUUCUGGCGUGAGAAGAAUGAUUAUAUGUACUUCAAGAUCGAUGCUAACCGAGAAAAAGUCAUUUCGCACGAUUGGAAACAUGCUGCCACUGAAUCCAAAUAA
Molecule: messenger RNA, 392 nt
Organism: Ambispora leptoticha
Lineage: Eukaryota; Fungi; Glomeromycota; Glomeromycetes; Archaeosporales; Ambisporaceae
Source: the annotation of a GenBank genome assembly